Molecule: messenger RNA, 5692 nt
Organism: Bradysia coprophila
Lineage: Eukaryota; Metazoa; Arthropoda; Insecta; Diptera; Sciaridae
Biological process (GO): protein phosphorylation; positive regulation of kinase activity; cell surface receptor protein tyrosine kinase signaling pathway
Cellular component (GO): signaling receptor complex; plasma membrane
Molecular function (GO): ATP binding; transmembrane receptor protein tyrosine kinase activity
Source: RefSeq, a predicted model, not a curated record
UUCAGUAUUUCGUCGACUGCUGUGCUGGACGGUUGAAUUUUUUUUUAUUUUCUUUUCGUAAGAACAUUUUUUGAAAGUGACUAAAUUUAACUAUCCGAAUUAAUUGCGAUAAUUUAUUAAUGCCUUUAUCGGCGACGAAUGUUUUGGUAAAUAUUUUUGUUUUGCCCACAAGUGGCUCGAGAGCGGAGGCGAUGAGAAAAAGUAUAAAUAACAACGCGGUGUUGUGCACAUGAUGAUACAAUAUAUACCAAUCGUGUUAUACCAUUUUGACGAAGAUGUGAAGAGUAGAAACACAAAAAAAAAUCGUUAUUCAAGUGAUCAAAUUAAUAAUUGAGGGUUAAUUUGAUAUUAUUUAAUUUUGUAUCGUUAAAUAAUAUCAUUGAGGCGUCAAACAAACGAUUUUAUAGAGAAAUAUAUAUAGUUACACAAAGCGGUUGAAUAUCAACGCAAUGAAUAUUCAGUGUUACACGAGUGUUUGAGCACAAUUUGUUGUACUUCACACGCAGUUAAUUUGUUUAAAUAAUUUUGUAUAAAAGUGGAUAAAUUACCGAAAAAAGGUACUUAUGUAAGCAAGAACACCGUACUUAUAUAUGACGACAAAAAGUGAUGUUCGAGACGUUGUUUGUUAGCCUUUGUUAGCCAUGGAUUAGUUUUGUAUACACAGAACGCAAUACUUAGCUGUUUAGAUGACAUCAUAUCAACUAGAACAUAAAAAAUCAUCAUCAUCGCUAUCAGAACGUCAGCCAAUAAACAAAAUUUGGAAUCGUUAACACAAGAACAACGAGCGGUGUAAACACAUUUUUCAACUAUGACUUUGUUGCUGUUUUUAAUCGUCGCUGUGCUGUGCGAUUCUGCCGUGACCGAUCGCAGAGAGGUGUUCAAUUAUACGUGUUUGCCCAAAAAUGGAGCUCAGCGUGAAAGAUUCGCUUCUCCCAGUAAAGAUCCAGUUAUUAUUCAAGUGAGCAACCACGUACUCAAUCAAAUCACAUCAAGAGUGUACGCCUUUUACCUGAAGGAACAUUUAGGAUAUAAUAAGCUCGUACUCAAUGAGAUCGAAUUCCAAGCCGAUAUGCGAGAAGAUGAUAAACUGUAUCACACCUUUGAGGGAUUGUUGAGACCAAAGAUGCCUGCGUUAAAUUUAGCUGUUUGGAUGCCACCUGAUUAUCACCGAACACCACCCGAGGUUCAAAUGGCCGGUCCAUUUGCAAACGGACGUUUCGGAUGGUUUUUCCCUAAAAAAUAUCUGAAAGAUGGUGACCUUCCAACGGUGUAUCCAUACUCGAUAUUUAGUGAGCCGAAUACAAAGUACAUUCGUCAAUUCGUGAUUGACGCAGACAUUUUGAAUGAGAUCCGAAUUUUGGCUGAUACACGAUGUCCCAACUGCACAAAAGGUAUAUACAAACCGAGCCAGUGUGAAAAAUAUGAAUGCGCUACGCUUCUUGCCCCGUUAUACAGUGAUACCGAAUUCGUGCGGCAUCACAUCGAAGAGCUCAAUUUAUAUGUGAACAUCCUUUGGUUGGGUGUUCACUUGAAAUCCGUCAUUGACGACUAUCUUAUACCGACAUACGAUGAAAGAGUUAAAGACGGUGCUAUAUCGAAGAAAUUUCUGGUCCUCCAUCGAGUUCCAUCGGAAAUUAUUAAUUCGAACGUUGAUUACGAAAUGAUUACCAUGCCACGCUGUGAGGAGAUGAUCAGCAACAGUCAUACAAAUUGCAAAUAUGAGUUGAUGCCGUUGCUGAAGUAUUAUACAAGUGGACUAACUUAUUCGAAUGCGUUGCAUUCGUCAUUUUUAAAAUUGGAUUUCGAAGAAACCGGUCUGCGAAGAGUAUUUGAAUUGUACGAUAAUGCAACGCGUCGAGCCGGUAGAUCCAAAAGCACAAGUAGUAAGAACUCAAUAACAAAGUUUUCCAGUCAGCUGAAAGAUUACGUAUCCAGUUACUACAAGAAGGUUAAGUAUGGACCGGAUAUGAAUGAACUGUACAACACCAUUGCGUGUGAGUGGAUGAAACAGAGCAAGGAUAUUUACGAUAAAUGGUUCGACGUGGAUAACGAUAUGGAAGUGAUACAUAUUGGUGGCAUUUUCCCGAUAACUGCGGCUGGAGUGGCAUAUUCGGGUUUAAUACCCGCCGUUGAGUUGGCAGAAAAUGCAAUCAACUCAAAUGCAACAAUUUUACCAAACAUUCGGCUAAGUGUACUGAAAAUGGAUGGAAAAUGCCGGGCAGACGAAGUGAUGAAAUCAUUCAUCAACAUUUACAUGAUUCCGGAUCGUGUACUUGGUGUACUGGGUCCGGCAUGCAGUGAAACUGUGGAGCCCAUUGCUGGCGUGUCCAAACAUUUUAAGAUGGCGGUGAUAUCAUAUUCAGCCGAAGGAGCUUCAUUUCGAGACCGCACAACAUAUCCGUACUUUUUCCGAACGAUUGGUGAAAAUCAACAAUACGAACACGUCUAUCUGCAGCUUAUGCAACAUCUUAAGUGGUCUCGAGUGGCGGCCCUUACAGAAGAUGGCCAAAAAUACACCGAGUACAUAUCGCAUAUGGAAAAUUAUCUCAAGGAGCAAAGCAUCGAAUUAAUUUCGAAUAAGAAAUUUCCGCGUUAUGUUACCGCAGAAGAGAUGAAUCGGAAUCUUAAAGAGUUACAACAGAAGAACGCUCGAAUCAUCAUAGCGGACGUUUACGAUGAACGAUCGGAAGUCAUUAUGUGUGAAGCGUACAAAUUGAAGAUGACAGCCAAAUACGGAUACGUUUGGUUCCUUCCGAUUUGGCUAUCCAUGAAAGCUGCAGAUGCAAAUCAAACAAUCAACACAUCGUGCACCCAUGCCCAAAUGGUUGAAGCAAUGAACGGACACUUUUCGUUACAACAUGCACCGUACGCAGAUGAUAGCAUCAUAAUGCAAGAAAAUAAGACCGUUGCGGAAUGGAGAGUUGAUUAUGAAAAAUACUGCGCAGAAUCGGAUAUGUACAAUAAAAAUAAAUAUCAAUCAGUUUAUGCCGGUUAUGCAUACGAUGCGGUGUGGGUGUACGCCUUUGCGCUCAAUCAAAUGAUAAAAGAAGAUUCAUCGUGUCUGAGCGAUCUACACUCGGAAAAUACAACCAAGCGUCUAAUGGAAGUGAUCAAAGACACGGACUUUGUUGGUGUUUCUGGUCGCAUUAGAUUCGGAGAAGGCGCAUCUCGAUUUUCCGUUAUCAAUGUGUUGCAGUGGUUCAACGGACACAGUACAAUAGUUGGCAGUUUUUAUCCAAAUACAUCCGAAUCACAUGACAUGCGAGACAGGAAACUUGUUGGCGGGAAAUUAGUUUUACACAAAUCCAAUAUCACAUGGCUGUAUGGAACGAUUCCGUCGGACGGUUCAGAGACGUGUGCAAUCGGUGGAUUCGCUGAUCUCCUUGGUUUGGACUGUAAAAAUGCCUCUUAUUUCGUGGUAACAUUCGUUUGCGUAAUAUUCGUGAUUUUGUUGUCGCUGGCUUCAUUUAUGUUCUGGAAGCGACAGUACGACCAAAAGCUUAAGCAGUCCGCAAAGGUUAUGAGGACAUUCGGAAUAGAUCUACUGUCUCAGACAUCGAUUCCGAGUAACUCUUUGGACAAAUGGGAAGUUCCAAAGGAACGUGUGGUGAUAAAUCGUCGAUUAGGUGAAGGUGCUUUCGGUACGGUCUAUGGUGGCGAAGCUCAAAUAAAUGAUCAAGCUUGGACCGCUGUUGCUGUCAAAACCCUUAAAAUGGGUUCAACUAUUGAGGAUCGAUUAGAUUUUCUUCAAGAAGCAGAAGCAAUGAAGCGUUUCGACCACAAAAAUAUAGUUAAGCUGCUGGGAGUGUGUCUGCAAACCGAGCCCAUCUAUACGAUCAUGGAGUAUAUGCUUUACGGUGAUUUGAAGACGUAUUUAUUAGCUAGACGGCAUUUGGUUGGAGAAAAGGCAGACAAAGCCAAUGACGAUUCGGAUAUUUCUCCUAAACGACUAACUACUAUGGUUCUAGAUAUUUCCAAAGCUUUGGCGUAUCUAGCUGAACAUAAAUAUGUGCACAGAGAUGUGGCUUGUCGUAAUUGCUUGGUGAACGCACAACGGCUGGUAAAACUUGCCGAUUUUGGAAUGGCUAGGCCAAUGUUCGAAAGUGACUACUACAAAUUCAAUAGAAAAGGAAUGCUACCCGUUCGAUGGAUGGCACCAGAGUCUCUCGGCCUGGGAAUUUUCUCUCCAGCGUCAGAUGUCUGGUCAUUUUCUGUCCUGCUGUACGAAAUCAUUACUUUUGGCUCAUAUCCAUUUCAAGGGCUAACGAAUAACCAGGUGCUGGAACACAUCAAAGCUGGAAAUACGUUGCCCAUACCGAGCGGAGUGAAACCUCAUCUUGAAGGAUUGAUGAAAGCAUGCUGGAAUGUUUCGUACAAAAAACGGCCCACAGCACUGGAUAUAUCUGAGUUCAUCAGUAACUAUCCACGUUUGAUAACGCCGUGUCUGGAUGUACCACUAGCAUCGGUACAAAUGGCGGAAACCGAAAGCGAUGAGCUGGAAUUAUUGCCCGGUUUCCGCAAGCGUAAUCUCACACCGCCCACACUAAACGGUUUGAUCAAAUCGACCGAAACAAAUAAUUUCGAUCAAACCACCACAUCGACAUUGCCAAAUGGCAUCACUCUCAGGGACUUUAAUGUACCACCCGAUGUUAUGUUCAGCAGUUUAACGUCGAACGCUUACAAUCCAAUCGAGCCACUACUGAAAGGCGAUGCGGCUGAAGAUAUAUCGCGGAGUUCUUUAAGUUUGCGACGUUACGUUCCGAUGUGCGGCUUUAAGAGAAGUAAUCGAUCGUUAAUUAUGGACACAUCGAAUUUGUAAGUUGUGCAUCUUAUAUAUAUCAACGAUUAACACUGAUGAUGAUAGAUAUGGAAGAGACUUUCGUUUAAAUUAUUUUUUUGGUGUCUAGUCAUAUAAAAACAAUGGUUAGUUAUUGCCAUGGAUGAGCAGUGAGAGAGGCUUAUUCACUAACUACUAUUAACUGAAUGAAUUAAUUAAUUUAAGUACACACCACAUGCAUUUUUUUUAUUUAAAUUUAUAUUUCCAUUUUGGUUGCUAGUUUUAUAAAGAAAAAUUUUGUUGCGAUUUUCAUGGACCGUUCGUUUUUCAUUCAUUGCCUUUUAACGAGUAAAGGUUCAUGGAAUCGACCAUUUAUUUUGCAUUUUUUGUGGUACAAAAAAGAGUGUCUUUUCUUCCUGUUUAAGCUGUCCGUGUUCUCCAAGCAUCAAAACCUCCAAGAGAAUUUGUAUUUGUUUAAACAAUCACAAAAAACUUUGAUUGUACUCCACCUCUUCUGAGCGUAAAACUCUCGUUACCCUCCGAGGCUUGCUCCCAUAUCCCGCACUAUAGUUCAAAAAUUUAGAAAAAGGAAAAAGUUACGUUGCCCAAGAUUUCUUAUCCAAUGUGUCUGACUUUGAAGUAAAAAUAAUUUGACAAAAGAAAAAAUCAAUACGUAAAAUGGUGGUCGGAAUGUCGAUGAUGAAAUUUAAAUAAGAAACAACUCUGAUUGAAAAUCAUGUGCCAUAUUUAUUUCAUUGUUAAACAUAGUUUCGUUUCAUUUAGAAUGUAAUACCCCCAUAACAACCAUGUACCCAAAAUUAUUCUAGAGAAUAGAAAUUAAUCAUUUUCAUGAAGACGAAUUGUAAUCAAAGACUGACAAUUUUAGUUAGGCAUAGUAGUACUCGAUAAUUUAUU